Molecule: messenger RNA, 1481 nt
Organism: Papaver somniferum (opium poppy)
Lineage: Eukaryota; Viridiplantae; Streptophyta; Magnoliopsida; Ranunculales; Papaveraceae
Product: pentatricopeptide repeat-containing protein At5g66520-like
Exons: 2
Coding region: 148-1299 (383 amino acids)
Biological process (GO): RNA modification
Molecular function (GO): RNA binding; protein binding
Source: RefSeq, a predicted model, not a curated record
CCUUACUUUUGGUUAAAACCAAAACCUUACCUAACAAACUUCCCCCAAAAUUAAAUCAAAACAAGAACAGAAUCACAGAGAAAUUAGAGAAUCAAGCAUUUUCAUGGCUUCAGUCUUGCAAAAACUUCAAACAAAUGACUCAAAUUCAUGCACAUAUUAUCAGAAACUCAAUUCAUCAGAACAAUUUUGUUGUUACAAAACUUGUUUCUUAUUGUUUCUCAUCACAUAACCCAUGUUAUGCAACUAAGGCUCUAUUACAUCGAUAUGGUGUCAUAUGGCUCAAAGCCUAACAAUUUUACUUACCCAUUUCUUCUUAAAGCUUGUUCGAAGCUUUCUGCAUUUGAAGAAGGUAAAGUACUUCAUGGGCAUAUUUUGAAACUGGGUUUUAAUUCUGAUGUUUAUGUUCAAACUUCUUUGUUGGAUUUGUCCGGGAGUUGUAGAGAUAUUGUUGCCUCACGGAACGUGUUCGAUAGAAUGUCUGAAAGGGAUGUGGUAGCUUGGAACGCAAUGUUAGUUGGGUAUACAAGAUGUGGAUUAAUUGAAAUUGCUGAGAAGUUGUUUACUGAAAUGCCGGUUCGAAAUGUUUCUUCUUGGACGACGAUGAUUAGUGGGUACGUUCAAGUUGAGGAUUCUAUGAAAGCUUUGGAAGUUUUUCAAGAAAUGCAAAUGAAUGGAGUUAGACCUGACAAGUUGACUAUAAUCACUGUUCUUUCAGCUAUUUCGAAUCUGGGUUCGCUGGAGAUGGGCAAAUGGGUGCAUGAUUAUGUAAAAAGUAAGGAAAUUGAGAUUGAUGGGUUUGUAGGGACAUCUCUAAUUGAUAUGUAUUCAAAAUGUGGGAGCAUAAAUGAAGCUAGAGGUGUGUUUGAUAAGAUAAACCAAAGAACUAUUUCAUGUUAUAAUGCAAUGAUAUCAGGUUAUGCAGUUCACGGAUUAGGUGAGGAAGCCAUAAGUGUAUUUAGAGAAGCUGAAAGAUUGAGAAUUGGUAUCGACGAUGUAACCAUGAUUGGGGUUUUGAGUGCUUGUAGCCAUUCAGGAUUAGUCGAUUUGGGUUACAUGUAUUUUGAUUCAAUGAAGGAAAAGUACGGCAUUGAACCAAAGGUGGAACAUUAUGGAUGUAUUGUGGAUCUAUUAGGAAGAGCUGGAAAAUUUGAUGAAGCAAUGAAGAUUGUUGAAUCGACUGAAGCCGAUUUAGUUUUGUUGGGUACAUUAGCUUUUUCUUGUAGAAUCCACGGAAACGUUGAGUUAGGAGAAGAAUUGGCAAGAAGAAUGUAUAAACUUGAUCCAACAAAUAGUGGUUAAAUGGUAUUGAAAUCAAAUCUAUUUGCAGUUGAAGGAAAGUGGGAAGAGGCGGCAGGAGUUAGGAGAUCGAUGAAAGAUAAAGGAAUUCGAAAGAAACCUGGUUGUAGUUGGAUUGAAGUCAAUAAUGUAGUUCAUGAAUUUGUUGCAGGAGAUGUUUCUCAUCCAUUUUCUAAAGAUGUAUA